Molecule: messenger RNA, 1244 nt
Organism: Bacillus rossius redtenbacheri
Lineage: Eukaryota; Metazoa; Arthropoda; Insecta; Phasmatodea; Bacillidae
Gene: Nup37
Product: nucleoporin Nup37
Exons: 6
Coding region: 72-1064 (330 amino acids)
Cellular component (GO): nuclear pore outer ring
Molecular function (GO): protein binding
Source: RefSeq, a predicted model, not a curated record
CCUUAUUCUAUGGUAGUAUUGUUUGUUGUUUGUUUAUUUAUCGUUUAGAUAGUCUGUGGUGUAGAGGUAGAAUGGAAUUGGCGGGAGGUGCGGUGUUAAAAACUAAUUCUUUAUUAUUUAAUAGUAAAGUAUGUCAACUUGAAUUUUCACCUUAUGAGAACACUUCUGAUCUUCUGUGUAUUGCAUUCUCCGACACAACUGUUAUCGCUAAGGUUAAGUUUAAAGAAGAAGACUACAAUCAGGAAAAGCAGUUAGAAUGCGAGAUCCUGCGUGUUUUCAACCACCCAGCUGUGGACACACAAGUCUACUCGCUGGCGUGGAACCCGAAAACCUCCCUCAGCGGCCUGCCCCAAGUGCUGUCCUUCUGCUCGGCGGAGACUGCGGAGGAGACGCACAGGCUCAGAGUCGUCGACUGCGACCUGAGCACCAGUCACGUGUCCCAGGUUUUAAAUGGCCACACGAGAUUCAUAAACUCGGUCACCUACGAUCCGAACGGGUGGUUUCUGGCAUCUGCAAGUGACGAUUGUUCUUGCAAGGUCUGGGCCAUUGGGGAGGAGUACUCUUUGAAGACGACAUUCCGCCUGGACUCACCAGGCGUGGCGGUGUGCUGCCACCCGGAGGAGCCGGGCCGGCUGCUGGUGGCCCAGAAGAACGGCGUGGUAGGCCUGUACAACAUGGACACGGAGAGGGUGGUGCUGUGGUGCGACAGCCUGGCGCCCCUCAUGUCCGCGGACUGGGCGCUGGCCAACAGCUGCUGUGUGGCGGCCGUCGCCGCGGGAGACCUGCUCUUGUGGGAUCUGGCCACCUCCAGCCAGCCCGUGGAGACGUGGCGUCUGUACGGGGGCGGCGGCCAGCGCGUGCAGUUCUCCCGGCUCAGCGAGCAGUACAUCGCCACGGCCGGCCAGCCGGACCACCAGCUCAAGGUCACGCAGGCCGACAGCAACACCCCGCUCCUCACUCUCAACCUCAUGACUGCAGGAGUAUUCACCUGGCAUCACCAUCUACCAUAUAUUUGUGUUGCAGACUACAAUGUGUUGUAUUUUCAUAAAAUAUUGACCACGUAGCAUUUACAAAAGUAUGUUUGUUUUUUUAUGUUUUGUGUGUUAUUAUACACAUGACAGUGUAGCUAAUGGACACAUAAAUGAUAAUUUUUUUUCUUUAGUUAUUUCUUAUUAAAUGUACAAAAUCACCAUUUUAAUAAUACCUGAAGGAUAAGAACAAUAAAUAAUAAAGCAAUAAAAAAA